AUGUCGAUGAGCCUUCUCGAGAUUCGGGAUCUGCAGGUACGCCGGGGUGGCAUACCCGCGCUCCGCGGCGUGACCCUCGAGGUGGGCCGGCGGGAGGUGGUGGCUCUUUUGGGAGCGAACGGCGCCGGCAAGACAACCACGCUGCGGGCGAUCAGCGACCUCUCCAAACCCGAAGCGGGAGAGAUCCGCUUCGAGGGACGUUCCAUCGUGGGCAUCGGAUCCGCCCGCGUAGUCGAGGCCGGCAUUGCGCACGUGCCUGAAGGAAGCCGUAUCUGGCCCGACAUGACGGUGCUCGAGAAUCUGAGGCUCGGCGCCUUCGCCGUUCGGCGGAAGGGCUCGGCAGCCCGACGGUUGGAGGCCAUUCUCGAGCUCUUGCCUCGGCUCGCCGAACGUGCGGGUCAGUUGGCAGGCACUCUUUCCGGAGGAGAGCGCCAAAUGGCCGCGAUCGGGCGGGCGCUGAUGGCCUCUCCGGCACUGCUGCUCAUGGACGAACCAUCGCUGGGGCUCUCGCCCCGCGUGGUGGACACUGUGUUCGACACGAUCCAGGCCAUCCGCAAGGAGGGAGUCGCGGUGCUGCUCGUAGAGCAGAACGUGAUGCGAGCGCUCGAGAUCGCGGAGCGCGGCUACGUGCUCGAAGGCGGGAAAAUCGUCCGUCAGGGAACCGGAGCGGAACUCCUCGACGAUCCCGAGGUGCGGCGCGCCUAUCUCGGGAGAGCCGCAGACAGCAGAAAUCCCGGCGCCUGA
Molecule: messenger RNA, 744 nt
Organism: Geodia barretti
Lineage: Eukaryota; Metazoa; Porifera; Demospongiae; Tetractinellida; Geodiidae
Source: the annotation of a GenBank genome assembly